UCCAGUCUUCCUACCUCUCUCAAAAAGACGAAAACCCUAAUAAGCAACAACCCCAUAUCUGUCUUGUCUUGAUCAUGCAAAACAUUUUCCCACCAAGCAAACAGAACGAAAACCUCCACAAUCCUUCAAUCCUAAUUUUCUCGUCUCACUCCGAAAACCAAGCAAACCUUUUCAACAUUUCAGAAUGAUUCGUGGUUGCCAUGAUUUCUACGCAGCAGCAGCAGCAGCAGGCUUCCUUUGCACCCGCGUCGCACCCUAUCAAUCCCCCUUCCGCCGCAACCACCGCCGUUAGAUCCCCUACGGCGACCCCCACCCAAACCCAGCUCCCAACCCCUCUCUCUCUCGCUCCUCUCUCCUCCUCCUCCGCCGCGGCUCGCUCGGCCGACCAUGCCGUCGGGCCGCCGCCGCCGCCCAUCGCGGUGGCCCACCCGAAUGGGGAGCCCGUGCCGUCGCCACUGCCGAGGGUUCGCCUCUCCGAUAUCUCCCCGUUCUACGGGGCCCCCUCCGGGCCCUACCUGAGGGCGGUGGACGCGCUGUCGGGCUCGCUGAUGCGGCACAACGCCGCGGUGAUCGAGCUGGGGAGCGACGCUGCGGCAGUGAUGAGGUGCGGGUUGGAGGCGGCGCGGUUUUAUUUCAGGAGCGGGGCGGCUCAGCAGGGUGGUGCCGGUGGGAAGGGCGGCCGUGGGGUCUACAUGUAUAGGGCUGGGAGGGCUUUGGAAGAUUGCGACUCAUGCCCUCCAUGCAUGGCUGAUGUUUUUAGAUGCAUGGGUAAGGCAUCUCAUUCUGCUCUUUGUGCAAUAGCAAGGCAUCUUCGUUUGCGAAGCGAUGUUUUCAAUCACCUACUUGACGACAUGCCAUUACCCGCUAAUGAGGUAUCCUCAUCGGUGCUUGUUGCCUCCUACUCAAAUGCUUCCAUGCAAAAUGGAAAAAGUGGCCUUGGAGGAGGGAAGCCAGGAAUAAAUGGUGAAGUCGAAAAGGGGUUGUUGACUUUAAUAUCCUCGGACAGUCCUGGUCUUCAGGUCGUUGACCCAAAUGGUCGCUGGUACCUAGCAGACAGUGGGUUAAGUCCUGGGGAUCUUUUACUUCUUACAGGGAAGGCACUUAGCCAUACGACUGCUGGCCUUCGUCCGGCUGCAUCAUAUAGAGCUGCAUCUGAAUACUCAGGCACUAAUGGCGGUGGGAGGACAUCACUUGCAUUUAGGCUUAUGCCACAGGGGAAUGCUACAUUAGAUUGCUCUCCAAUUUCUGCAGCUGGUCAUGUCAUUCCACAAAGCUACGUGCCAAUACCUGUCAGCCAGUUUAUGGACGGCCUUUCUGCUGAGGAAGAUGUAUUUUGUAGUCGUUCUGAUAAUAACUAUGUGGCUCGGAACAAUUUGAAUACAGAGCCAUCAUUAAGAAGUGUUCUCUCAGAUCCAUUAUCGGGUGCAUUCCUUGAAGAUGCUAUGUUUGUUUCAUGUGGGCAUUCAUUUGGUGGUAUCAUGUUGAGGAGAGUUAUUGAAAUGUCCAGAUGUACCCUCUGCAGCCAAGAAAUUGAUGCUGGGUCAUUGAUUCCUAAUAUUGCUCUAAGAACUGCUGCUGCAGCUGUGAAACAAGAGGACAAUUGGAGGCUUUUCCAUAAUGCUGCUCUUAGAAAGCGUCGGAAAGAGUUGGGCGACCAAAUAGAUUCACUGAGGAGACCAAACAGGGAAAAUGGUGAUGUAGGUGACGAUGGGCUCAAUCGUGGUGUGCAGUAUCCAUUUUCUGUAAAUGAAAAAGUCAUAAUUAAGGGAAACAGGAGGACACCAGAAAAAUUUGUGGGCAAAGAAGCUGUCAUCACAUCCCAAUGUCUCAAUGGCUGGUAUUUGCUUAAGAUUAUUGAAAGUGGAGAAAAUGUCCGGCUUCAAUAUCGUUCUCUGAGGAAGAUCCAGAAUGCAUCUGCCGCCGAGGAACGGUGCUCAUCACAAGCCAUUCAAAACAGCAGCUCAUAAAUACAAUAAAUUCAUUUGGUGCCAAUUGUUCUCCCAACCUAUGGUUGUGGCCAGAAAUUUGUAGCACCGAUCCAGCUCCUAUUGAUAUCUCUUGUAAGUUUCUGUUUGAUUCUUGUGUUGCUUGUGUAGCUAGAGUAGUGAGCCUAUUUUAGUGAAUUUCUCUGUUCAAACGCUUGUAAAUAGAAAAAAGAGAAGGCACCGUCGAUAGUUGUGGUUUAGCUAUUGAGUUGAAUAACUAAUUGCUAAACUGAUUUUUCUACAAUGGAGUAAGUAUUCAAGGGAGAAUGAAUGGGAAAAAGAGUCGCAAAACGGGCAACUUUCG
Molecule: messenger RNA, 2289 nt
Organism: Morus notabilis
Lineage: Eukaryota; Viridiplantae; Streptophyta; Magnoliopsida; Rosales; Moraceae
Exons: 12
Coding region: 201-1967 (588 amino acids)
Source: RefSeq, a predicted model, not a curated record